AACCCUUUAUAUUAGUAUUGUGUUGCAUAUUGGUGAAAAGCCGCUUUAAAGUGUUGCUUACCAACGCAAAGCCACUUUUCAGCCAACUCACAUUGAUCAAGUAAUUAGUUAGGAUAUGUCAAAGAGCAUUGUACGUUUUGACAGAAAUUUCCCAGGUGUUAUACUGUAUUUUUAAAGUUUAAAACACAAAAAACAUAGCAGUUAGUGUCGCCGGUUUUGUUAGUCUUUUUCAGCCAAAAACAAAAGUAUUUUUCAACUGGAAUGUGGGGGAGGGGGUUAUAUUCCAGUUUUGGACUUCCUUCCGGCUAAUGAUUUUCAGCCGCCAUCUUGUCUGCAACCAGGUCCCCCUCGAAAACUGACGAGACGUGAAUGUGAUAGUUUUGAACGCAGAAGCCUAAAACACGGAUACACACACGUUCACAAAGAUUUUUACAUUGAAAGCGACUGCUUGAAUGUGCGUUACCGAGGCUGGUGUGAAUGUAGCAUAAGGCUGCAGCAAACACACUAACACACAAUGCAUGUACAGUCUCUCUGGGUAUUUCUUAGUCAGACAUAAUAUUCAAUCAAUCAACCUUUAUCUCUGUAGCACUUUUUAUAUUUAAAAAAAAUAGCCCAAAGUGGUUUACACCAAAAUAAACAAAAUAAUAUAAAAACAAGCACAAAAAUGUAAAUUGAGUCCCCUUCCCCACUUCCCACCCCUAACUGAUCGAGACAGACAACAGGAAAUAGGCAAAGGCUAAUAGUUGGGACCUCCCUCUCUGAAUAAGCUGUGAAUAAGCCAGACAAAAGGCAACAGCACACUAAUAUUAAUAUUGAAGGCAACUGAGUCUUAAAGGAACUGGUUUGUUUCGAUUGCUAAAGACUUUGGUGAUGCGUGGGCUUCCAUCAAUCAUCUCAGCACACCAAUACGAGACCAUCAAUUAGAUCCUUCUUGUGCCCCGUACACAGUUUUGAACACUCUUUAUAAAAUGCCAAUGCAAGAUAUUAUGGGGUGUCAAUUUCCUAAAUUGCUUUAUGGAAUUGAUCCAAGUAAACAAAGCUCUGAACUUGUAAAAUGAAUUAUACCCUUGUGUUUAAAGGAUGAGGCUGAUCUUCACACAUAACAGAUGGAAUCAUUUCCAUGUAUCAUAUAAUCCUGAAACAAAGCAAUCCCAGAAAAGAAAAAAAACACAAAGACCAUGGUUACAACCAAAAAAAAAAAAAGAAAAAAAAACUAUUCAUUAUACCUGGAUUCUAGUUUUUGGCAGUUCCAAGUAACUUUGACAAACUGCAAACACUUGUACUGCUAAUGCUCACAUGCAUUAGCAAAUGUUAGCAGAGCAUCAAUCUAAAGGACACGUGCAGUGCUAAGUUCCACAUAUAUGUGCUGCGCAAGCAUGUGGUUGUAGGUGGUGACCAUAUUCAGCAGAAUAGAUGCGGGCUGCAGAGACAGAUUGCUUUUGGAAUCUGCAAACGUAAAAUAAAUAAACAGUGAAGAAAACUGGCAGCAGCGAUCUGAACCCUGGGGUCCCUGGCAUUUCUCUUUUUGAUGGAUGGGCUUAAAAAUCAUUUAAAAAAAAAGAAAAAGUGGAGGUUUUGGCUUCUCUAAUGCCCUACAAUAUAUUUUUGUAUAAGGAAAACUAUGCAUUUCACAUUGUAGCUUUUACUGGAACAACUCUGAUUGCAAGAUUUCUUAUUAAAACAAAGGAGGCUAUAAGGAAUGGGAAAGAAUAUGCUGAAACAUAUUGGGUAGAGAAAAAUUGUGUAAAAGGUUACAUUAACAAAAACUUCUAUAAAAGUAAAAGUAUAUUUAAUGUUAAAUCACAACAUAUUUUAAUUUUAUUCUAGCAUUUUGUAAGAGGAAGUCUGGAGUGACAUAGAGGUACAUUAGAUUUGUUCAGAACAUAUGAGAGCUGUAAGACAGAGGUGUAGAGAAAAAUCGAUUCAGCAAUAUUUCAUUUGGCAAACCUUGAAUACAUCAGAAGAACAGCUCAUGCGUGAUGUUUUGGAGAACAAUGAAGGAAGCAGACGGAAAUGAUUUGUAGAUGAGAGGAGGAAAGGUGAUGAUGUUUGUAAAAUGAUGCAGAGGUUGGAGCUACCAGAAAAGAGGCCUAAAGGGAAACCAAAGAAGAGACUCAUGAAUGUCGUGAAGACGGCCAUGAGGGUGGUUGGUGUAAACAAGAUAAAGAGGACAGGAUUGGAUGGAGGCAGACGACUUAGUGUGACGCCCGCUAAAGGGAGCAGCCAAACGGGGCAAAGCAAAUGUACUGGCACUUCCGCAGCACUAUGACCUCAGGCAAUUUGGGAAUUUAGUAAUUAAUUCAAAUACAAAGUGUAGUUAGUCAUUACUCUUCUUUCCUGCUACCUGUCAUGAAGUGGUGGUGAAGGACCCAAACGCAGGAGCCCAGGCUUGUUGACAGAACCUUAAACCAUUAAAAAAAAAUGACAAAAACAUGACAAAAACCCAUGGAGGAACAAAAGGUGGUGACAGAGCAGAGAAGAUGACAAUGAAGAACUGAAGGCCAGACACUUUAAUAGGCUGAGGGCAAUUACCUAAAUGAAGGCAGCUGUGUACGAUUUGACCUGAACAUGACGAGACCAAAGGAAAACAGAAAUGACAAAUCCUAAGCACCAGAUCCUGACACUACCAGGGGCGUCUCGUUUGCCAAGUUUCUGUUGGAGCUUGUUGAGUCAUAACUUUGCAGACAGUAAAAAUGAUGACACAAAAAAUGAUACUGCAAACCAAAAAUAUUGAUCGUCCAAACAGUUUUUUAAAAUAAAAAUCACGUGCAAACGCACUAAGCUGUGUAACGCUUGGCUGAGAUUUUUAUCAUAGUUGCUGUCAUCAGACAAUAUUUUUCAUAUAAAAACAAUCCGUGCAGUAAAUCCAGCUGAAGUGGAAGCGGAAGCAGCAGAACACACAACAAAGGAAUAUUGAUUAUAGCUUCUCUUGUGGGAUUGCAGCACCAGUCAAAGCAAUAUCUGGAAACACUUUUCUUAAGCAACAUGGAAGACAUGUAUUGGCCAGAAUUUCAGGAUAAGCAUAGCUGGGUCAUACCACACUGCCCACUCUGGUCAGGGCUUAGAAAUGUGGCUUCUAAAUUAAGCCAGUUUAGGCACAACCAUGCUCUACACGGCACGGGACAGCAGCUACAAGAGCAGAUCUUCCAAAUACCACAGAUAUUAGCUCCUCUAUAACUGCGUUCUAUGCAGUUUUGUGGCUGCAGGUGAAGGAAUUAAACGCCUUCCUUUAUUUUCCCUUUUUUGAAGAAAAAGAAAGAUGUUCCGUUUUAGCCUGGGCAAAUAUUAUGAUUCUUUCACAUGCGUGAGUAAUUGUGUCUGGUCUUGCCGACUGCUCUGGGGGCUGCAGUGUAGAGCGGGAAAGGAAGUGUAGCUGCAGCAGCAUGCCUGUUGUUUAUUGGACGACUUUGAAAGGAGUGCUGAAAAAUGUUAUUUGUUCUCUAGAACCCACAAGAACAUUUCAAUGCACUAAACAGAAAUACACCACUUUCAUCUUGGCUGCAAAAGCUCCAACUCUUACCCAGCAUUUUUGCCAGGUUUCAUUCAAAUAACUUGAAGACAAAUAACUUGAAAACUCAAAUUUUUGCAAGAAAGAAGGAUAUUUGUAUUCCUUCAUGCAAUAAAAGGGAAGCAAUUUCAUUUAAAAAGUGGCAAUUUCUCAAGGUUAAACUAUUUACUCUUCAUAAUUAGCUAUGGUGUUAUAAGCCCUGUAGGCGUGGGAAUCGAAAAUGCAACAAGUUGUCUCUGUUGUGAAACCCAGCGUGCCUGCUCAUACAUGUCUGUGAGUGAUUUGAUUACUCAGAGAAGCUAUAGGUCGUCAGUCAGGCAGAAGAGAGUGUGGAGAGGUGCUGGACUGUGGGGCUUUAAACAAGCCAGCAGACAGGAAACCAGCAGGGCAGAGGGACAAUACCACGGAGAUUAGGGAUCAGUUAACCCCCUCCCCUGGGUGAAGCAGGCGGUCAGUCUUCCAACGAGACUGAAAACACCUACGACAACGAGGCAGACUCGCUCGGCUGAAAGAACUCCAUAACCUGAGGACUAUACGAGCGCAAAGACAGGAAUAACCUCCACCUAGACAUCUAUAGUACUUUGCCAUCACUGGGGCAAAAAAGGGACUUUCACCUGAAGAGUGCCGACAAAGCAGGUGGGAGCUAACACUCAGGAUUAGCAAAAACGGAUUCAUUACCAAGCAACAGAACAAAACGAGACAAAGAUGGCCUAACACCUUGAAGCGCCACCACUUUGAGGAUUAAGUGACAAACCAAAAAGAGCACUAAGGACAUCUAGCUCAAGCAGAUCGGACAUUAUGCCACUUAGAACGUCCACGAACAGGAAACCAUCCCCCGGUCAUAUAUCCAGGAGGAUCUCCAAGCAUAGAGAGACGCUGACUGUUAACAUGAUCAGUUUGCCUCUGGGAGAUUUUCGCCACAUCUCCCAUAUUGGGAAUGACACUCUGACAGACAGCUUUGGGGAUUUGUCGUUUCUGAAAAAGGGAAACAGCCUCCUCCGACACAGCUCCAAGAGCGAGCAGAACCUCUUCCUCGCCUGCGUGCCGCCUCCGAAGCCCCCUCGGCUGAACCUGAAUCUGAAUGGGACUGAGGCUAAGCAGAGUCCUGACUGGUCUUUGGACCACAGGAAGAAGAAAUGUAACUCUAUGCCGCUGCUGGACGGUGACGAGGUAGACGAGGUGUUCAAGGAUGAGGAUUGCCAUAGAAGAAAUAAGAAUGGGUUAAAUGAGGCUCACGGGCUUGGACUAAGCGACACGAGUUCGUGUACAGAUGGAGAGUUUACAGAGAGCUACGACGGCGAUGCUAAAGACGAGGACAAUUGCUUUUCAUUCAGCCUCGACCUAGGCCCUUCAAUCCUGGACGACGUUCUCCAAGUGAUGGAAAAGAUACACAACUAAAGAGGAUACCAAAGAAACAUGCGGAGAAAAAUGUGAGAACUAGAUGAUUAUCAAGGGGAAAAAUGCAACUUUCUGUCUAUUUUUACCCUAAAUCAAACACCAAAAAGCUGUGUGUUCAAAGGGAACAGACUCAUUUUGGGAGUGUAAACAAUGUGUGAAAAGUAAAGAGGACAGAGCGGCACUUAAAGUUAAUGUUUCCCCUAAAACGUCCCUCUGGCAGAUGAAUAUUGAACUCGCGGUUAAUUAUUGAACCCUUUCAAACUUUGAGAUGAGCAUUUUUAAUGCAUUUAACAUUUCUCCUUAUUGGAGCCCCUCAAACCACACAGCGCAGCACCGAGGACGGCUGUUAAAACUUAAGAGUGUUGUGUUUGAGGAGGUAGAAGCAAAAGGCUAGAGUCCAAGGUCUCCGAGCUGUGAUGUCUUGGCGUGCUUGACGAUCUAUUGUGUGCAGAGGGCAAUUUGACUUCGCACGCAUCCUGGAGGCCCCACUCAAAGGUACACCAAGGUACCCCCCAUCUCUCCUUCCCAACAGUACAGUUAAAACAAACAUUUAGCUCUGCUUCCAAUAAAAGCCAGUCAGCGGUGGCAGGUUGGGCAGGACAGCAAACCAGGCCACAGGUCCGGGACCUCAGAGGAAUCCACAGAACCUUGUUUUCUUAGCUGUAAAUCAGAGUCCGAUGCUAUCGUGAGAGGUGCACGAGAAAAGGGUAACAUGAGACCUCCACAUAUGCAGGGGGUGUUGAGGGAGGAGGGCCAGAGACAUCCAUUACUGCAGCAGCAGAAGCCCUGAUCAGUCUAAACGCUUCCUUCUGAACAAACAGACCCUUGACACAAAAGACAUGCACGCUGCAUCUUGCAUGCGGCUAAAGUAU
Oryzias melastigma (Indian medaka) is the source of this 5778-nucleotide messenger RNA. Its product is annotated as cdc42 effector protein 2. The transcript is spliced from 3 exons. The record is from RefSeq and is a predicted model, not a curated record. The coding region runs from base 4307 to 4906 and encodes 199 amino acids. Lineage: Eukaryota; Metazoa; Chordata; Actinopteri; Beloniformes; Adrianichthyidae.